UUCAUCUAUGGAUUGUCUCCACGAACAAGAUGAUCUCCCGCCCAGUCAAAGUGACAACUUGGGCCGAUCCGAUUUUUCGGAGACGGAAAGUAUUGAUAAGCCGAGGCACCUGGCUGUGGGAGAAGUGAUGAAGGUUCUGUAUGAGAAGGAGUGUAAGCGACUAGGGGUAUGUCCCGUGGGUGCCUUCCUCAGGGCACCGGGUAAGGCCUCUGUCGAGCUGAGGAAUUACUCUCUGGGUCCCAAAGGGGCGGCUGCUCUUGCUGUGCCAUUACUGCUGGAUUCGUCCGUGACGUCAGUUGACCUGGAGGGUAACAGUAUAGGUGCUGAGGGACUGCGGAGUAUAGUAGGAGCCCUGUUGGAGAGUAACUACAUCACACAUGUGAAUUUAGCCAAUAAUCAGAUCGGCCACCACGGGGCACAGAUGGUCAAGCAUCUUCUUCUGGGCAACUUCUACAUCGUACACAUUAAUGUCUCAGAGAACAAGUUUACAGACAUCGAUGCGGAUAUAUUUGCUCAAGUUCUAAAGGAGAACAAACACCUGAAAGAGAUGAUUUUGUCAAAAAACGACUUUGGGGAACAUAGUGGAAAAGUGCUCGGUCCCGAGAUAGCAUCCAAUGACAGUCUUGAGCUACUGGACCUUAGCUGGAAUCAAAUCCGAGGCAAGGGAGCGAUAGCAAUAGCUAACGCUGUUAAGGAAAAUGUUGGCCUAAAGGUGCUACGGUUGGAAUUCAAUGGUUUCGGCAAUGAUGGUGGUUCUGCUAUGGGGCAGGCUCUGGCGGGCAAUCGAACACUGAAGGAAUUAGAUCUGUCCAACAACAGGAUCACGGACACUGCCGUCCGGGACAUGGCCGCGGGUUUAGCAGCUAAUGAUGGGCUCGAAAUACUUAAGAUAGGUGUGAGUUCGUUCCAACUGCCAAGUCCCCUGGCCCUUGUGGAGGCAAUCAACCGGAAUGAGACCGGGGCACUUCGUCUUCUCGAUCUAAAGGAUGUUUGCGUUUCGCAAGAGUUUCUCAACGUUGUCGAAGAAAUCCAACAAAGCAGACAAUUUAAGGCGAUCUACGGUCUCAAGUCCAAAAUCCGCAUCAUCAAACCAGAAUUUGUGGGAGCGGUCAACCCAGACGGGGAGGAAACAACAGCACCUAGACAGGUGGAUGACAGCCAGGGAGAGAGCGGAGAGGGCGAUAGAAAUGUGGGUGCAACCGUAAGAGAUCAGACCGACAAGAACGCGGCGGCCGAACAGACGAACGAUCAAAGCCGAGAUGGGGAUGAAAGUGAAAACAGAGCUGUCGGGACGUUAGCAGCAAGUCUCAAAAAUUCUGAGGAUGAAAAUAGCCCGGGUGGUGACAGUGAAGACGAAGUUAACCAAAAGGAAGAAACUGAACAAAAUAAACUGAAUGAAAUCAAUGACUCGGAGCAAGACACAGGUAGAGAAAGCAAUGUUGCAAAGGAAACAACGGAAAAAAAUCCCGAUGGCAUAGGUAUUGAGAACAUAGGAAAGGCGAGUCCGUCUAGUGAAAGAGAGACAACUGAUUCUCCUGUCAGUGAAAGAGAGGUUGCUUCACGUGCUAGUGAAAGAGAGGUCGCUUCGCGUACUAGUGGAAAGGCGGUUGCUUCACAUACUAGUGAUAGGGAGGUUGCUUCACGUGCUAGUGAAAGGGAGGCUGAUUCACGCGCAAGUGAAAGGGAGGCUGAUUCACGCGCAAGUGAAAGGGAGGCAACUUCACGUACUAGUGAAAGGGAGGUUGUUUCACGUGCAAGUGAAAGGGAGGCCACGUCACGUACUAGUGAAAGGGAGGCUGCUUCACGUGCAAGUGAAAGAGAAGCUGCUUCGCGUUCUAGUGAAAGAGAUGUUGUGUCACGUACUAGUGAUAGGGAGGUUGCUUAA
Liolophura sinensis is the source of this 1885-nucleotide messenger RNA. Its product is annotated as leucine-rich repeat-containing protein 74B-like. Gene Ontology annotation, molecular function: protein binding. The transcript has 10 exons. The coding region runs from base 8 to 1885 and encodes 625 amino acids. The record is from RefSeq and is a predicted model, not a curated record. Lineage: Eukaryota; Metazoa; Mollusca; Polyplacophora; Chitonida; Chitonidae.